UUGAAGAGACGACCGAUGCAAGGCUCGGGCGGCUUCGAGUACUCGGCCGCGCCGCGCUCGGUCGCUGUGAAGCGGUCCAAGUACCGGGAUCCGUCGAGCUCCAGCGUCGACAAGUCGCAGAACCUCAUGUUUGACCGGCGCAUCGUGCGAGGCAGCACGUUUGCCGGCGGCAAGCCCGCGCCCGAGUCGAUGGAUGCGAAGCCGAAGCUCAAGAAGAAGCCGUCGCCGUCGGAGCUCCCACCGCAGCGCAACGACCGCCCCGCGACGCCGCCACCCAUGGACGGCCGGCAGCACAUGGACAUUCAGACAGAGAACUACCUCGAGGAGCUCACGGACAAGGUGCCCGAGAUGGACGUCGAGACGCAGACCGAAGCGUUCCUGGACCAACUGCCCGUUCCGACGUUCGUGCCGCAGAAGAGCGGCACGGACGCGUCGACGCAGAUCGAGGCCGGCGACCUCUUUGACUUUGACCUGGAGGUGGCGCCGAUCCUCGAGGUGCUAGUGGGGAAAGCACUCGAAGUCUCGGUCAUGGAGGUCCUAGAAGAAGAAGAGAUCAAGGAGAUUCGGCUGCGCCAAGAUAUCUUUGAACAGCAGCGCAACGCCGAGCUCGCCGAGGUCCAGCGGCUCGAAGCCGAAGCGAAGCGCAAGUACGACGAGAAGCAGCGGCGUCUCGAAGAGGAGAAGGCGCGACUCGUCGCGCAGUCCGAGCUCCAGGAGAAGCUCGCGGCGCGGUCCUUUGCCAAGCACUACCUCUCGGACCUGCACUCGAGCGUCUUUACGAACCUCGUGACGACGGGCCACUUCCAGGACCCGCUCGAGCGCGAAGUCAAGGACGCGUUCGUGCCCUUCUUGCUCCGAAAAGCGUGUACGAACGUCGACCAGAUCGUCUUUGCAAGGGCGCUGGCCGACCUCGUCGUUGCCGACACGAUGGCGCGAAAGCUGCCCGAGACCCGUAGCUAGCCGUAGAACACACUUACUAUCCUCCUACUUGACCCUGUAAUGUAUAAACGACGCCCA
Messenger RNA from Saprolegnia parasitica CBS 223.65, 1017 nucleotides. RefSeq lists its product as hypothetical. The record is from RefSeq and is a predicted model, not a curated record. The transcript is spliced from 3 exons. NCBI's taxonomy places the organism in Eukaryota, Oomycota, Saprolegniomycetes, Saprolegniales, Saprolegniaceae. Gene Ontology annotation, cellular component: cilium. Bases 16 to 960 code for a protein of 314 amino acids.